AUGGGGAGACGCGGGGCCCUCAAGGGGCUGCGAGGCCCCCGGCAGCUGUUUCGAUGUUUCCUUCUUGUUUGCUGCAGCUGCAGCUGUAUCCUGUACCCUGCAACAGGAGGGCCGUCAGCAGCAGCAGCUGCCGCUGCUGUUCCUGUUGUUACAGAUGUCAUAGAGGAGAUUUCUACGACAGCGGCAACAGCAGCAGCAGCACGUUCAAAUGGUGCAGCAGCAGGUCCAGGAGUUACUGCAGCAAUUGCAGCAAUUAAAGGGGGAUUGGGCCCCACAGAAACCGUACAGAUGCCAUUAACAGUCGUAGGCACAAGAGUAGCCUUAUGGGUACGGGUUGGCGGGCAGCAGCUGCUGCUAGGCUUAGAUUCUUGUAAGGAAGGCCUCAGGUUGUUUGCAUCCGAUACAGCUGCAUGCACUUCAGGGAAGCUUACUGCUGCACUGCAGCAGCAGGAGCAGCAGAAGAAUAAGCAGAAGCAGCAGCAGCAUGAGGCAGCACAGACUGCGGGAUCUGCUGAAACACACAGUACAUCCGAACAGCAGCAACAGCAGCAACGGCAGCAGCAGAAUGAUGGGCUCGCAAAGCAGCAGGAUGCUCAUUCAUCGGAGGAGGGGAAGAAGACAGAUAAUCCUAAGCAGCAAAGGAAGCAGCAGCUCAAGAAGCAGCAGCAGCAGCAGACAUGCUACAAUCCUGAUGCGUCCUCUGCAAGCAGCUGGUGUCUAAAUUGGCAUGAGAUGUGUACGCCUUUCUCCGAGACCCCUUUUAGCUGCCGGCCUUCCUCGCAGCAUGACCCCCAAUAUGCCGCCCGAUAUAAACAAGUAGUAGAUGGUAUUUUUGUAUCCGAGCUUCGCUUGGAGGGGCACGACACUGUUGAGAUGUUGCCACCAGGUUAUGAAUCUGAAGAGAAAUUGAACUUGGGGGGGGCCCCUGGGGGCCCCCAAGAUGCUGCUGUACCCUCUUUGUUUGCACUUCGGCUCAGUAGAUUUCCUGUGAAAUUGGUGUUAGAUCGAGACACCGAGUUUGACGCGUACAAGGGGUUAGAUGGUGUAUGGGGAAUAGCAGGACCCGAUCUCUGCUGCCGCGAGGCGUCUUUGUGGAACUUGCUGUUGGAGCCUAGUGUAAAGGGAGUGGGGAUCGAUGUUAACUUGCCCCCUUCAACGGGACAUCCGUUACCUGGGCCCCCCAUUUCUCAGGAGGGGCCCCAGGGGCCCUUCUCGGGCCGCGAUUUGCUGCCUUCAAACAUAUACUUUUCUAGCAACGCCAGCCGUAUUUUCGGGGAAAUGUUGUGGGCAGAGCGCAUGCAAACUGGGGCUGCUGGAGUUGACGCUUUGAUUCAUUUUUCUACUUUCGAUUGGCGACUCUGUGGGGAACUAAUAGGCCAUCCCUUAUCUAGCGCGUGGGAAGCCGUCGUAGACCUCAGCUCGGAGUGUAUGGUGGUGCCUCCGCCUAUGUGGAAGAGCCUGAGAGCGUGGCUGCCUUUGGAUACUGAACACGAGCUGUGCAAAGACCCAGACUCGGAAGAAGACAGUAUAAAUGCUCAUGUGUCCCGCCCUGUGACGUUAACAGAUGAAGGAGGGAAGCGGGCCUACAGACGCACCUGUCCUUUGUUGCAACGCCAGAACAUUCGCCCUCUUCCGUCUCUCUCUUUUACCCUUUCGCAAUCUUCCCCUGACGCUCCGCGAUUGCAGCUUCCUCUUGAACGCCUCGUUGUUCGUGAACCGGGAGUCGGAGAAGUCCUUUGUGUCGUGCCGCAGCCCUUCUUGUCUAUGGGAGCUGACCAGUGGCGGCAGAUCCGCCUGGGCACCAGGGUGCUCUCUGCCUUCAAAGUGGUAAUGGACAGGAACAACUGGCGUGUGGGGCUUCAAGAGAAAUCCCCAGAACCUAACAACGACUCUGCCUGCGCCGCUCGGGCUGCGUGCAUCGGCGAGCAAGUGUACGUUCCUUACACAAACCGAUGCGCUGAUCCUGAUUGCAGUAUCAAGAUCCUCUUCGAAAUGAACCAAGAAACAAAAGUAUGUGAACUGGCAUGGUGGGUUCCCGGUGCGGUAGUGACCGCAGUUGCGGCUCUCGUGACUCUCGAGUUGUUUGUUUUGCAUCUUCGCCAGAAGGUAGUGGCUGAAGCUUGCUCAGGAAGGCAGUGA
Eimeria maxima is the source of this 2139-nucleotide messenger RNA. RefSeq lists its product as hypothetical. The coding region runs from base 1 to 2139 and encodes 712 amino acids. The transcript has 7 exons. Lineage: Eukaryota; Apicomplexa; Conoidasida; Eucoccidiorida; Eimeriidae. The record is from RefSeq and is a predicted model, not a curated record.